This is a messenger RNA of Symbiodinium sp. CCMP2456, 558 nucleotides long. The record is from the annotation of a GenBank genome assembly. NCBI's taxonomy places the organism in Eukaryota, Dinophyceae, Suessiales, Symbiodiniaceae.
AUGCCGAACCCGCGAGUGUUUUUCGAUAUGGAAAUCGGAGGGCGUCCGGCCGGACGCAUCGAGAUGGAGCUGUUCGCGGACACGGUGCCAAAAACUGCAGAAAAUUUUCGGGCUUUGUGCACUGGCGAGAAGGGCAAAGGACGCUCGGGCAAGCCUUUGCACUACAAGCGUAGCACGUUUCACCGCGUGAUUCCAGACUUCAUGUGCCAGGGAGGUGACUUCACGAAAGGGAACGGUACUGGUGGAGAGUCGAUUUACGGAGAGAAGUUUCGUGAUGAGAACUUCAAGCACAAGCACACAGGACCUGGAAUUCUGUCCAUGGCAAAUGCAGGGCCUAACACCAACGGAUCGCAGUUCUUUUUGUGCACGACAGAUACGCCACACCUGAAUGGCAAACACGUGGUCUUCGGCAAGGUGGUUGAGGGCAUGGACGUUGUGCGGCUGAUUGAGAAAGAGGGGACCAGUUCUGGCAAGACUCGGCGACCGGUUGUGAUUGAGGAUUGCGGAGAGCUGGGAGGUGGCGGCGCUCGCGACCGAGAACGCAGUCCGCGGCGAUGA